AUGUCCUCUGUCAAAGCCGAAGUUAGCGAAUCCGAACUUACGAUUGGCCCCGCUCGACCAGAUUGUGGAGAUCAAACGUCGCCGGGCGCCAAUAUAAACGACAGUGAUUCCGGGCCUCCAACUCCCAAUCCUCCUACCUUGGCUCUACCCAAGUUGGUCAAAAGAGAAAACGAUGAGGAUGAUCCUCUAACUUAUCUCGUCGAGUUGUUUGGUCUUACCACGCUUGAUGACUCUGACGAUUCCGGUGAUUCUGACGACUCUGACGAUGAUAGUGAGAAUGAGUCGGAGCCUCGUGACAGAGCUCUCGAUAACAAGUGCGGUCGCUUAUAUUAUUAUGACGACUUUAGGAGAGUAUACUCAGAAGGGGGAACUCUCAUCCAUGAUGGUUUCUCAGACCUUCUCUCUCCAUUCCAGAUUGAUGGAGUGCCAUAUUGGUUCAGCAUAGACGGCCUACUAUCCUGUGAUACAGACGGCACACCUUAUUCUGUCUUCACAUGGCACAAUGGCCCUGACCCGCUCGACCUGUGUGAACUCCUUGGUCCACAAUUUAUCUCUCCUGCUGAUCCACUUUCUCAACCCGACUUGACCCCUUAUUCUCAUCACACUCCUUCACUUGAACCAAUUUCCGGUCAACUCUACCCCGCACUCAUAGGCAAGACCGAAGUGUUCUCCCCAAGUGUCAACCCAAACUCGCUUCAACAGGCAUUCCAAGGAGGACUAAAGCCCCUCGUAUGGUCACCGACCGCCUCGGACCAAAAGUCACCAAUAGUCUCUGGAACAAGUCGCGCGUCGUCUAUGGGACCACCACUGUUCCCAGAGACACAAUGCGGUCUUCCUCUAACCAACUCAAUAGUUGAUAAAUGGAGAGCUGAAACGCUCGAAGCUCAACAGGAGGCAGCAAGGGCGCGCCCAGUAAGGAAAGCUGACAAGAACGAACGCCGGCGCUGCCCUGUUUGCAACAAGAUCUUCCGUAGGCCGAGUAGUCUAGAGGACCACCUCAAUGUGCACUCUGGUGAUAAACCACACGUAUGCCCAUUCAAGGGUUGUCACACCGGCUUCGCUACCAAGUCAAAUAUGAAACGACACUUCCUCACUCACAGGGUCGGCCCACUAGAGGAUUAUGGAACUGGCAUGAUCCAUCAGCCGGAUGUUGUUUACAAGCUCGACGGGACUGGCCCAAAGAAAACGAGUCGCCCGCCCACCGUACCCUACAACUCUAGAGCACAUCACACGAUGCGAUUCCGUGUCUCCCCCAACUAA
Rhizoctonia solani is the source of this 1260-nucleotide messenger RNA. Its product is annotated as C2H2 zinc finger. Lineage: Eukaryota; Fungi; Basidiomycota; Agaricomycetes; Cantharellales; Ceratobasidiaceae. The transcript is spliced from 7 exons. The coding region runs from base 1 to 1260 and encodes 419 amino acids. Gene Ontology annotation, molecular function: RNA polymerase II cis-regulatory region sequence-specific DNA binding; DNA-binding transcription factor activity, RNA polymerase II-specific. The record is from RefSeq and is a predicted model, not a curated record. Gene Ontology annotation, biological process: regulation of transcription by RNA polymerase II.